Messenger RNA from Engraulis encrasicolus (European anchovy), 5154 nucleotides. Its product is annotated as protein fem-1 homolog C-like. The record is from RefSeq and is a predicted model, not a curated record. Bases 1385 to 3355 code for a protein of 656 amino acids. Lineage: Eukaryota; Metazoa; Chordata; Actinopteri; Clupeiformes; Engraulidae. Gene Ontology annotation, molecular function: protein binding. The transcript has 6 exons.
UAGUAUUUAGAUUAGGCUGGUCGUGAGUAGGCUUUAUAAACGUGUUUCUGUUUUUAAAAAAAAAAAUCUGGAUUCUGGAAACACAGGGGAGUUGAACUGUCUGUCCGUAUUACUCCAUAGUGGUAGUACAUCGUUUAUCUGUGUCAACAUAGUUGCUUGUUGCUGCUUACAACCAUCGUCGAGUAGGCCCAUGGAAGGGGUUUUCCCCGAAAAGGCUUCCCUGGUGUUUACCCUGCACUCGCAUCGUGAACACGUCGUGGCUGCACCGCUCUGCGAUUGGAUGGAUUCUUUGUCAGUAUAAACGAGCUGCAUCAUUUCCCCGUGCUAGGCACACCUUGUAGCAGAAGUGCUAGGAUACUGCUGGAGGUGGGUGUCUCGAGCGGUCCGAAUGGGACACAGUGCCGCACUGUCUCGGUUCGCUUCCGUAUAUCUUUUUGUUUAGUUUUAACGGGGAGUACGUUCUGAAACAUCAAGACACAUCUUUUUUCGCGUUGAAGAAUGGUUGGCCUGACACAGCAGCGAUGGCGACAGAGUGCAUAAUUUAAUACGUGGAAAGACCAAGCGGGGGUGGGAAACCUACCAAAGCUAGCCAACAAGCUAGCUGUCUCUGGCUAGUGAAAACGCAGGUUCUUUUCCCUGCUCCAUUUUCCAUCUGCCUUGACAGAUCUUCAGGACAUUACCGGUUGGUCAAUGCCAUAACGCGUAUUAUUUUAUUAAGAAAAUGAACCGUGUGGGAUUUUGUGGACCUGGUAAAGAGGUCGCUAGCUCUGGAAACGACAUACGAGACUCCAGUGACAAAGGUUGGAUAAAUUGCUAUGCUAGUUAGCCAACUAGAGCUCUACGUUACUGUAGCAAGCUGACUGGAUGGGACAACCGUCUCGUAAGACCCACAAUUGUACAUUGCCAUGCGAAUUAACACACGUAGUUGACCGCUAACUCAGUGUCGUUUUAUAUAUGUCAUCACUUGGACGACCAUCGACAGUUUAAUGUAGAUAGUGCAACGUUGACACAUAACCCCAGUCGACUAUUCCGUGACAGGGGGGUUAGCUAAGAUAGCUAGAGUCUAGGUAACGCUGGUUGUAAAUUUCCCUGCCGUCAAUCAAAUUGUUAAGGAAGUAACCCUCUAAUCAGUACUAUCUGGCACUUCAAAGUCUUCAUGCGGCCUUAUUGCUUGUUGGUCAUCAUUGGUUUUGCAUUGUAAUUGGGUGAUUUGUUCCUUUUAGUGUAGUGGUAACUGGUAAUCUCAGUCGGUCAACAUAACACGGGGUCAGAUCAUCAGUAGAUUAGUAUUUGGACAUUCGGUUGAAAUGCGAAACCCAAAACAUUCAUUUUUCUGGUGAACGUCUAUGAUAAUUGAGUAGUAACUGCUUGUCACCAAACUGCAAUGGAUUUAAAAACGGCUGUUUUCAACGCUGCCAGAGAUGGGAAGCUCCGGCUGCUCCAGAAACUACUGGAAAACAAAAGUGACCCCGAGGUCACGAAACUUAUGUCGGAGAAAACAAACGGGGCAACACCGCUGCUCAUGGCCGCUCGAUACGGACAUCUCGAACUGGUGGAAUACCUUCUGGAGUGCUGUUGUGCCUCAGUCGAGAUUGGGGGAUCUGUAAACUUUGACGGCGAAACGAUAGAAGGGGCUCCGCCGUUAUGGGCGGCUUCAGCCGCUGGCCACUUGAAGGUGGUGCAGUCGCUAGUAGGUCAUGGAGCUUCUGUAAACAACACAACCCUUACCAACUCCACGCCUCUUCGAGCCGCUUGUUUUGACGGACAUCUCGACAUUGUCAAGUACUUGGUGGAGCAUAAAGCAGACCUCGAGGUGGCCAACAGACAUGGGCACACGUGUCUAAUGAUCUCCUGUUACAAGGGCCACAAGGAGAUUGCCCAAUACCUGCUGGAGAAAGGCGCAGAUGUCAACAGAAAAAGUGUAAAAGGUAACACAGCUCUGCACGACUGCGCAGAGUCUGGCAGUCUGGAGAUCCUCCGGCUACUUCUGGACUACGGUGCCCGUAUGGAGCGCGACGGCUACGGUAUGACGCCACUGUUGUCCGCCAGUGUGACCGGCCACGCCAACAUUGUGGACUUCCUGGUCCAACACCCACUCACGCCGCCGGCAGAGCGUGCGGAUGCGCUGGAGUUGCUGGGUGCCACCUAUGUGGACAAGAAGCGCGACCUUCUGGGUGCCCUGCAGCACUGGCGCCAGGCCUUGGAGCUCCGACACCACCACCACCACGUCGACCACCACCCCUACCACCACCACCACGCCGUCAACCUGCCGCUGCCCAAGUCACGUGCCGAGCAGCUGGUGGCGGCCUACGACUUUGCGGUGGAGGCGAGCAGCGAGGAGGAGCUGGAGGCCCUGAUCUCGGACCCGGACGGCAUGCGCAUGCAGGCGCUGCUGAUCCGCGAGCGGGUGUUGGGGCCCGCCCACCCGGACACCUCCUACUACAUCCGCUACCGCGGCGCCGUCUACGCCGACUCGGGCAACUUCUCGCGCUGCGUGGCGCUCUGGAGCUACGCGCUGGACAUGCAGCAGCGGCACCUGGAGCCGCUCAGCCCCAUGACGGCCAGCAGCCUGCUCUCCUUCGCCGAGCUCUUCUCCUUCAUGCUGCAGGACCGCGCCAAGGGCCUGCUGGGCACCUCCGUCUCCUUCCACGACCUCAUGGCCAUCCUGGGCAAGAGCGUGCUGGAGAUCGAGCGGGCCAUCAAGCAGCAGACCUCCGCGGCUUCCUCGAGUGGAGCGGCCGGCUCACUAACCACGACUGUAGCCCCUGCGACAAAUACUUCCCCUUCCUCCUCGGUGCCGGACCCGGCCCAGCUGAGCAAGGCGCUCUCCAUCAUCCUGCACCUGAUCUGCCUGCUGGAGAAGGUGCCCUGCACGUCGGAGCAGGACCACCUGAAGAAGGAGACCAUCUACCGCUUCCUGAAGCUGCGGCCGUGCGGCAAGAACGGCUCCAGCCCGCUGCACCUGGCGGCCGACCGCGCCACCACCUGUGUGGGCCGCUACCCUGUCUGCCGCUUCCCCUCGCUGCAGGUCGCCGCCGUCCUCCUGGAGUGCGGCGCAGACGUGAACUGCCGCGACGCGCAGGACAACUCGCCACUGCACGUGGCGGCCUCCAACCAGCAGCCGGAGCUGAUGCGCCUGCUGAUCGACCGCGGCACGCACUUUGACAGCACCAACGCCGCGCGGCAGACGGCCUGCGACCUGCUGGGCCAGAAGGAGCUGGCGCGCAGCCUCAUCCAGCCGGUCAACCACACCACGCUGCAGUGCCUGGCCGCCAGAGCCAUCGUCCACCACGGGCUGGUCUACCAGGGCAACAUACCCCAGCGCUUGGAGGACUUUGUGCUUCUGCACAGAUAGUGGCGGGAGACACUUGGGCAGCUUAUACACAAGAGGAGUUAUCUGACUGCCAAGAGCCACCAUCCUCCACAAAGACGACGUACCCCAGCAUCUCGCGGUCUAUCCACCAUCUACACAGACUGUGGUGCAAUGGCAGUAAAUGGCAUUUGGCAGCCAAGACGGAUUGAAGAGCAGUUACCUGCCUGUUGGAGCCAUAGUUCACCACGGCCUGGAUUACCAGGUCAACAUACCCCAGGGGCAGGAGGAAUUUGUGCUUUUGCACAGAUAAUAGCGUAGAGACAGAGACGAUUGGAAGCCAAUACAAAAGAACAGCACUUGGCUGGUUGCUGGAGCUACGAUCCACCACCCACGGCUUUGGUUAUACCAGGACAACAUAAGCCAGCAUCCAGCAUCCUGUGGUCAGUGUGUGUCCUACACAGACCAGUGAUGGAGACAUUUGUAACAACCAACACCAAGGGGAUAUACAAAGCUGUUUCACUAAUAAAACCUGGUGAAGUUAACCCAGAAAAAGCUUUAAACUGGUUUUCAACAGAGCCCAGGAAGUUGCGUCCUCUGAGGUAAAACUGAGCAAUGUGUGUGUUUUCUUACUGCCAUUCCACCUUUUUUUGCUGAAGAGUUGUUGAUUGUGUGCCAUCUGUGUGUGAGGGGAAAGGUUUGCUGCUAUGGUAACAUUGCAGGACAUUUUUUUUAUGCUGGCACACACACCCACAUGGGUCAGUUUUACCUCCUGGUAAAUACUCCAGGACACAGGUUUAGCAACUGGCCUUCCUCAAGUAUAACUCAGGAGAAAUGGAAAAGCUACUAAUAAAGGGGUAUUGAGGCUUCAUGCUCUGUAAAAACAAACAAGCACCAUAGGGCUCUUCUAUAAGGGGUUAAUUCAUCUUGGUUAGUGACUGAACCGCUUUACUUGGACCCAUCACCACCCCGCCCAACCUGAAACAGAAUGGCUGGCAGACGGGGAUAGAAUGAGGAGGUAAAGACAAAUAAGGUGGAAAGUAGGACAUUUGUAAUAGCUUCAUCUUUUUCCCGCCACUGGCUUUGUUUUUAUUCCAACAUGACUCCACAGGGAAAACUCUGCUUUCAUGCAUACACCCCCCACAGUGCUGUCCCUCUUCUACACAGCUUUGUGUUUUUGAUUUUUUUUUUUGUAAAUUUCUUUAUUUUUCUCCUCCACCUCUAUGCACAGUACUUCCCUCUCACUGACAAGUCGAACAUCUUUGUUUGUUUUUCCUUUUACAGAACUUUGACCUUUUAAACAACUUUUUUAUAUAUACAUGUAUAUUCUUAAUGUGUGUGUAUAUAUAUGAACAUGUGUUUUUAGGUUUUGCAUAUACCAUAAGUGCUUUAUCCCUCCACCUAUGCACGGGUAAUGACAGACUGUUCUAUGUGAUGACAUGCCGUUAAAAAAAAAAAAAAGUUGGUUAUUUCUUUGUCACGCUAACUGCCUGUGAGUUUGUUGAUGGUCUUGAGUGGUCCUGUACAAUGGGAUGGAGCCAACAACCAGUCAUAGAGAGGGUGUUUAAAAAUUGCCCAUUCAGCAUUGGUCCUCUGUUCUUUUGGAUCAUUUGGGGUGGUUGAUUGGCCAAUGUGCUUUUCAGUUCUUCAGUAAUGUUUUUUUUUGUUUUGUUUUUUAAGGUUUUCAUGCUGUCAUAUUUUAUGCGAAUAUUUUGAGCCCUUUUGGUUCUGAACAAGGCAAAGCUGUAAACGGCAUGAAGACUAUAAUGUCCGGGGUGAUGCAAUGACGAGUAAUUAACGUUCACUACAACUACUGCACAUAAUUAAACCAGUGAUGACAAACA